AUGGACGAGGACGAUGGUCAGCCGCACAAUCUCUCAUUUCCAAUUUUGCCUCAAGCGGACCUUGAAAGAGUAGCUCAAACUAUUCUACACCUGUUCUCCCCUUCCACUUCAUCCAAUCCCGAGUUAGCCAAACAUCUCCAACAUGAAUUGCAGCAAAUUCAGUCUGCUCAGGAAGCGUGGGGAUUGAUAGCUGGCCUAGCCGGACAUGAUGAUCCAAACGUCAGAUUCUUCGGUGCUCAUACAGCUCAAGUGAAGAUUUCCCGAGAUUGGGUGACACUCCCUGAAGAUCUCCGGCCCGCUUUAUUACCUCUACUUCUUGGCACACUGGGAAAUGCGAUAAACCCUUCAAAUCAACAUUCAUAUCAAUCAGCGAACGGAGUUGUCGUACGAAAACUCUUUGGAUCUCUUGCUUCACUCCUACUUCGUUUAGCAUUUCCCCAUUUCCUGCAUCCGAUCUUGACCGUCAUCCAAACUAUCCAUUCAGCAUUUGCAUCUUCCACCGCUCUUCCACCGUCGGCUCCAGGUUCAGGAUAUAAUACUCCUGGAUUGGCAGGUCCUAGUCAAUCUCCAUUCGAUGGUGUUCCUCCUCAACUCAGACACAAAGUCAGAUUGUUAGCGUUAGAAUGGUGUGCUAUCUGCAUAGAGGAAAUUGGGAGAGCUGGUUUAGCUGAACAACAACGACAACCUCUACGUCGGCAUAUAGAGAGUGAUCUGUCAGUCGUAGUCUCGACGAUAACCGAUGCGAUGUCAGGGGAUCUGAAUCUCAGUCCGAAUGAGAGAUUGAAAGAAGCGGAAGCAGCGUGCAAGUGCGCUGAAAGUUGGAUCGAUUGGGGAUUGGCGCCAGACGAGUUGAACGCGCUGCUACCGGCGUUGUAUAACCUACUUCCCAUGCCUGCCGCGUCUUCAGCUUUGGUGGAAGUUCUAUCGGAAAGUAUAUUCAAGUACGGUAAAGGGACGAAACUCCUUACUGAACCGAUGUUAGCUUGGGUGAUUGGUCCAUCUGGUCAAUCGUUAGUAGGGUCAGCAGAAGGAGAACCAUCUGAAGAGGUUAUAGGUUUCACCAAACUUCUUGCUGCUUUAGUGGAGCAUUCGUCCGAAUGGCUUGUGGCUCGAAUACAACAGAACGACGUCCAAGCUUUCCUGAGAGUGAUUCUACGCUUAACAGGAUGGCAAGGAUUAGGUAAUGUCGAAGAGAGUCUUAGUGAACUUACCUUGCCUGUAUACCCUCUAAUACAAGAGGCCAUCAUGGAUUCAUCUAUAUUUUCAUCACCGCACGAUACCUCUCCAGAAUGGGCGAUAGCCAAAGGAUUUUUCAGAGAAUUAGUGGAAAUCACAAGACGGAAAGUCAGAUGGCCAGGCCACGGUGAUCAAGGUGGAAGUAUUGGUGGAUUAGAUAAAGAAGAUAGAGAAGCCUUUGAAAGCUGGAGAAGAGAUGCAGGAGAAGUUAUCGUGGGAGCGUACUAUAUACUAAGAGACGAGAUGUUGGAUAGUUUGACCGAAAUUGCUGCUCGGGAAGUACAAAGUGGAGCUGCAUGGCAGGAUAUCGAAGCUACGCUACAUUGCAUACGGUACUCUUCAGAAGCUGUACCGCUGGGCGAAGAAAAGAGUCUACCUAUACUUUUCGGUGAACAAGUACUGGGCCAGUUAGCUCAGAGACCAAUCAGAGGGAAAGGGGAAGAGAGACUGAGGUUGACUGUUGUAUGUUUGAUCCAAUCGUACGAAGAAUGGUUCAAAUUCCACCCUGCCCAUUUACCACCUGUACUCUCAUAUCUCGUUCCUUCUUUGUCCUCUUCGUCAACCAUCUCUCGAUCAGCAGCAGAUGCCUUGAAGGCAUUGUGUGAUAUGUGUAGAAAGAGAUUGGUAGAACAUAUAGGCGCAUUUGCCGACUUACAUGGUAAGAUAGGGGAUUUAGGGGCUGAAGAACAGAGUAAAGUCAUUCAAGGUAUAACAAGUGUCAUACAGGCUUUAGCACCUGCCGAUGCUGUUGGACCGGUCGAGGGAAUAAUAUCGCCAAUACUUUUACGAAUAUCAUUAUCUCUACAGCAGUACUCGGUCGAUCCGUCAAAUGCUCGAUCUUCACUUGUACAGUCUACCGCCGCUUUGACGGCAUGUUUCAAGGGGCUGUCACCAUCCGAGGAUGAUAUGUUUGAUACUACGGACGAAGGAGACGAAGCCGCUAGGGAAGAGGCUAUAUUGGCCGUGAGAGGGGAUUCGAGGAUUGUAGAACUGAGAAGAGGAAUUGAAAGUGCUGUUGAAGGAUUAGUAGGGGUCGUGGGAAAAGGUGAAGGUGACGCGGAAGUCGCUGAUGCCAUUUCGUCUCUGCUGAAACAUGCUACACUCUCAUCAUCGACUUUGAUAUCUCUUUCACCCCUCCCAUUACUUUCGUUGGUCUGUAUGGCUUGCGAAAGAUCCCCCUCCGCACUGUGGAUGUCUUUAGCAUCCACUCUUACCCUGAGGAUCAACGCUCCGGUAACAAGCUUCGCAAAGAAAAAAGAGAAGAAUGAAGAGAUCAAACGACAGGAAGAAGAGGAACAAGUCGGACGAUGGAAUGUGGUGGGUGACGUGGCAGGAAGACUCGUUGUGGUAGCCGGAAGAUUCUUGGAUGGCGAGGGGAUGAAAGAGCAUCCGGACGUAGUUGAGGGAUGGUUCAAAUUCUGUUCAUCGCUUGCAUCACGCUUUCCUGGAGUAUUAUUGCGUUUACCACCGCAGAUGGUAGAAGGAUAUAUGUCAUUGGGUUUGAUGUGUUUGGGAACUCAAGAAAGGUUCUCUUUAAAAGCGGCAUCGGAAUUCUUUGUGGCAUUAUUGGCUAAUACUCGAUUUCCAUCACCGCUCGAAUCCCUCUCCGAUCCAAUAUUAGCUCAUUUUGGUCCGAUGAUCCUUAGAGCUUUGUUGUUAUGUGCGGGAAGUGAAGGACCAAGAUCUGUUAUCCCAAACAUGGCAGAGUUAUUGUCUGCUUUAGUAGGAAGAGUAAAAGCUGAUGAUAUGGCUGGAUGGCUGGAUGGGAUAUUGAAUCAGGAUGGGUUCCCUGAUCCUAGAGCUACACUUGCAUCAAAAAAGAAAUUGAAAGAAACUAUCUUGAGAUUGCGCACAGCCAGGAAGAUGAGAGAGGCAUUACAUGAGUUUGCUCUGGUGGCUAGAGGACUAGAUGGAACUACGUAUGGAAACGCUACAGCCAUAUAG
Molecule: messenger RNA, 3180 nt
Organism: Kwoniella shivajii
Lineage: Eukaryota; Fungi; Basidiomycota; Tremellomycetes; Tremellales; Cryptococcaceae
Exons: 20
Coding region: 1-3180 (1059 amino acids)
Biological process (GO): protein import into nucleus
Cellular component (GO): cytoplasm
Source: RefSeq, a predicted model, not a curated record